UACGAUUCAACUCCGGCAGUAAUUUUUUUAUUCCUUCAUUAUUAUUAUAAAUAAUAUUUUUUUUUGAUUUUUUCUCAUUCCGUCUUCAUCGUAAGUCUUUCAGACGGGUAUAGUGAUUUUUUUUUUGUGGUUUCAAAAAGUGCCUUACUAAGUGCGGCGUAAAGUAGAUUUGAAGUCUAAAGUUUAUGUUGAUUUGAAAUGUAAUUGAAUUUAAUUAGUGAUUAUUUUACUUAAAGAUUGCAGUCAAGUGGCAUGAAAAUUAAAAAUUUUGAUUUUUAUCAGUUCUUGGAAGUGAAAAUUUAAAAAUAAAAAUAAAGUUGUGAAUGAAUAGCUGCAGCAUAAGUGACCACAAUCUCAAGAUACUUUUUUUGAUCAAAAAUUUGUUAAACAUGCAUGACAUUCCUUAAUUACUUAAAAGUGUUUCACGCUAAUUUAUUAUUAAGUAAAUAAGAUAUUUUAAAAGAAAAAAGGCAAGAAGAAGAAUCCAAAAAAAAAAUAAUAGUGAAAUGGCUAAUCAUUCAUACAUGAAGGAUCGUCUGGGUUUCGAUCCAGACGACUUAAUGAACGAAGUUGAUGAUCUCUUUUAUAAUGGACCAAGUGAUGAUGAUUUUGAUUCACCAUCACAUAAAAAAUUUAAAUCUUAUAAGCCGUCACCAUCAUCAUCAACAUCAUCUGUUUUAACCUACGAAAGUGCAUUAAGAGAUGUAAAAGACGAACGAGAUGCGAUACAGAAGAAAACGUUCACAAAAUGGGUCAAUAACCAUCUACGUAAGGCAGGUGGUAAAGUUACAGACUUAUUUGUUGAUUUGCGUGAUGGGCAUAAUCUCUUAACGUUAUUGGAGUUGCUGUCUAAUGAGAAAUUGCCACGUGAGAAAGGCAAAAUGCGAUGGCACAUGCUGCAGAACAUCGAUACAGCAUUGAAAUUUCUUCAGCAGAAAAACGUGAAAGUCGUUAAUAUUCGACCUGUGGAUAUUUACGAUGGAAAUCCCAAAUUAAUCCUCGGAUUGAUUUGGACAAUAAUUUUACACUUUCAAAUUUCUGAUAUUAUGCUUGGUAAUGAUGAAAACGUAUCAGCACGCGAGGCACUGCUGAGAUGGGCAAAAAAGACAACUGAGAAAUACCCUGGCGUACAGAUCAAUGACUUUACAACAUCAUGGCGCGAUGGUUUAGCAUUCUCAGCUGUUUUACAUCGUAAUCGUCCAGAUUUAGUUGAUUGGCGUAAUAUACGUGAAAUUAAAAGUCGUGAACGAUUGGAAAGAGUCUUUAGUACGAUGGAAAAGGAAUUUAGCGUCUAUAAGAUCUUAGAUUCACAAGAUGUUGACACAAGCGCGCCAGAUGAGAAAUCUAUGAUUACAUACAUCAGUUCAAUCUAUCACGUUUUUCCACAACCACCUAAAAUACAUCCACUUAUGGAUAGUGAUUCACAAACACAGUCACAAGAAUAUCGAACGCAAGCCCAAAAGUUGCUUAUUUGGUGUCGUGAAAAAACAAUAAUGCUUCAAGAACGAACAUUGGAUAGGGACAUAACAUCGCUAAAGAAAUUGCUUGAAGAUCUUAAGAAGUUACGUAACAUUGAAGUGCCUGAAAGACAGAAAGACAAGCAACGUUUGACCGUUCUUUACAGCCAACUUGAACGGUACUUUUCAUCUGUUGGUGAAACGUCACUCGAACUUGACCUUCGUCCGGAAUCAUUGGAAUUGUUUUGGUAUCGAUUAAUUACAGCACUAGCAGACAAGGAACAUGAGUUACUCCUCCACAUACAACAUUUGCAACAACUCGAGAUGUUGGCGGACAAGGUUAUACGAGAAGUUGAGCAGUUUGAUCAGAAAAUUACAGACAUAUCAUUUAGAAUCUCAAAUGAAAGUAGCAGAAUUGAUAAAAUUCAUCGCCUUGAUGCACGAACAAUUGUUGAAACAAUCGAAACUGAAAUUGAACUUCUUGAGAAGCCAAUCGAACAAAUGAUUAAAGAUAGCCACGCAUUAAUUGAUGGAAAUCAUGCAAAAUCAAAAGAUUUGUAUAGCGAUGCAACACAAGUCAAUCAAAAGUAUUCACAACUUCGAACGACAUUCCACCUUCAAAUGCUUUCAAAAAUGUCACCAACACGUGAUUUAACGAAUGGUAGAAGUUUGGAGCAUAAUCCGUAUUUGAGGGACAUUGAACAGCAUAUAUCAUGGUGCCAACAAAGGCUGUCAAAUAUCUUGCAAGCAACAUGGGGAUCAGAUUACAAUUCAAUUACAUCCGAACUUGACAAGCAUCAAGUUGAGCACAAGACAAUCGAUCAAUAUCAUUCAAAAGUACUCCAAUGUGAACGUCAGCAGGCUAACUUGUCAGGCGAUGAGGCACAUCUCUAUCAACAAAAGCUGAAUCAAUUGAAGAAAAUUUAUGCUGAGCUCUUGAGCUUAUCAACAAAACGCUUGUGUGACCUUCAUGCACUACAUGACUUUAUAACCGUAGCGACAGAUGAAUUGAAUUGGUUAUCGACACACGAAAAUAUUGAAUUAAAUCGUGAUUGGUCAGAAACGUCAAUGGAAUUGAUGCAAUUAAACAGCAGCUAUAAGCAACUGGUUAAUGAAUUUAAUGGACGUGAUCAACAAAUAAGAGCAGCAAUGGAAAAAGGCGAAGGACUUGUUGCACAACAUCCUGCAUCUAAAAUGGUAGCAAGCUAUAUGCAAGAAAUUCAAGAACAAAGAUCAUGGAUAUAUCAACUUAUUCAUUGUUUUGAAGUCCAUUUUAAACAUCUGGCUGAUUUUCAGAACUUUUAUAAUGAUAUCAAGGAACAGAAAGAAUGGCUUGUCGCAAGAAAGGACCUUCUUGAGACAAAAUAUUCCGAUAGUGACUUCAAUCUCGAUCGCGGUGAUAUUUUAUUGCGUGGAAUGCAAACAAUUUUAGAGGAAUUAAAUCAAUUCAGUGUUGUUGUAGAUAAAUUAGCGAAACGGUCACAGUCAAUUGUGCCAUUAACUGAGCGAAAAUAUUUGAUUCAUAACAAGCCUUAUACAGUACAAAGUUUAUGUACAUACAAACAAGAUGAUCAAAUUGUGUUAGAGAAAGGUGAAGUCGCUGACUUGAUUGAUACGUCACAACAAGUUUAUUGGAAAGUCAAGACAAUAAAAGGCGGUGAGAAAAUUAUUCCGAGUGCAUGCUUAAUGAUUCCACCACCAAAUGAAGAAGCAUUCGAAUUAGUCAAUAAAUUGAGACUUUCGCAACAGAAGAUAAUUGAGUUGUGGCAAAUUAAGCAAAUUCAUCUACGUCGUAAUAUGAUUCUUGCAACAAUUCGUGUAGUAAAAGAGUGGAGUUUUGAGCACUUUGUGGCCUUGGGAUAUGAGCAACGUAACGACAUUAGACGUGCUCUUAAUGAAGAUUCUGAUAAAGUUCUUGCUGAGACUGAUCCAACAGAUCAGCAAAUUGUUCAUUUAAAGCAAGAAAUGAUUGAUGUCAAUCGACUAUUUGAUGAAUUUGAAAGACGCGCUAGUUCAGAAGAGGAGAACAAGCAAACAAGUCAACUAUUUAAUGAAAAGUGCCUUCAAUUAUCAUCACGACUUGAAAGUCUUGCAAAGGAACUUGACGGCAUCAUUUUAUCACGUCUGCCUCAAGAUCGCACAGCAUCUGAUGCAGCACUCGAAACAAUACUUGAUUUCAAUCGACGCCUUGGCUUCUUUGAUUCUGAUCUUAAGAAUUUAAAAGAAACCUUCCGAUCAAUUCCAUUGAAAUCUCCCGCACAGAAAAAGAACUUGGACAAUUUGAAUGAGUUAUAUAAGGAAUUGAUAACUCAAGCUAAUUUGCAUAAAGAAAGAUUGAAUUUACUUGAAAGCUCCCUUACUGGACUCGAGAAGAAUGGCGAUAUCAUUAAAGAUUUGGAAAAUGUUCUUGCCAGUCAUAUCAUUAUGCCGUCGACAAUCGAAGGUCUACGCGAACUAUUGAAACAGUUAACAGCACUCCAGGAAAUUAUUUAUGAAAAUCAAUCGUCUAUGGAUAAGACAAACAAUUCAGCUAAUCAACUUGGACGAAUGGGUGUUCCAACAAAGAUUAUCGAAGAUCUUAAGCAUCUUCAUACCCGAGUUGAGCGUCUUAAUUCGAGAUGGAACAAUGUUAAUCUCCAACUUGCUGACAGAAUUCAGAGCGUCGAAACAGCAAUUGGUCUAUUAAAGAACUUGCAAACAUCUCUCAUACUCGAGGAGACGUGGGUUGAGACGCAAACACAAAAAUUAAAAUUACUUCCAACCAUCAGCAAUGCUCUUGACUUAGAUAGCCUUUUGACAGAAACGGUCAGAAGAGGAAAUAAUCAGAUAAGCGAUACUAAUCUAUGUGGUGGAAAAUUGAUAAAAGUGUCAGAGCAAUACAACGACAAGAGCAAUGAAUUCAAAGCUUCACUUAAUGACUAUAAUGCCCCUGAAACAUUAAAUGCUGAACCCGAAAUUGGUGAUGUUUAUGGCACAUUACUCGAUGAGUUGAAUGGCAAAUAUGAACGGUUGCUGUCUCUUCUUCAACAGUCUCUUGCCAAUCUUGCUGAUGAUGCUGACAAAGAGCGCUAUGCAGAAAGCUUACGCAAACCACUGAGAACUUUCAGACAGAGUUCAAUUACAGAAGAAUUUGUGGUUGAAGAUUCGCAGAAUGAGAAUGUGGCAAGAGCUGGAGAUCCUCAAACACAAGAAAGACAGCUAUUAUGGAAGAUACUGAAUGUAUUGGGCAUAAAAGAUCCAAAAACAGGAAAUACUUUGACCGUUCAUGAUGCCAUAAAAUUGAAACUAUUUGACUUGAAUAGCGGAACACUUCGUAUAGAGGGGCAGGAUACAUUAAGCAUUGACGAUGCUCUGAAACAAGGUAUUAUUGAUACACAGAUGUGUGAUAAUUUGAAGACAUUAAAUGAUCUUUCGAAAAAAUAUGAAAUUACAAUUGGCGAUACUGAAAGUACGAAAGUCGAGACCGUAAUCCAUGGAGAUGGAAGUUUUGAUGAUACUGAUGGAUCAGAAAGUCGCGUAAAGGUAAUAAAAUUUAAUGAAAAUGGUGCAAAGAGUUUUGCUGAAGCUAUUGACAAUGGAAUUGUCGAUUCAGCAUCUGGUCUUUAUCGUCUUAAUGAUGGUACAUAUAUAACAAUUGCGGAAGCCUUAAAAUUCGGUUAUUUGAUAAGAAAUGAAACGGUCAAAAUCAAAUCGACAGCAAUAAGUUUCUCCGAUGCUCUAACACGUGGAUUAUUUGAUGAGCAUGGCUACAUGAUGGAUCGUAAUUCCGGCGACAAAUAUCAAUUACAUUCGGCUAUCGCGAACGGUUUAAUUAAUGAAAAUUUGCGUGAAAUUAUUGAUACAAAGAAUGACUCGAAGGUCGCUGUUAAAAAAGCUAUAGAAAUCGGUUUACUUGAUUCAAAGGCAGGUCUAUUUAGGAAUUCACUCUCAAAUGAUAAAUGUACAUUCAAUUAUGCGCACAAUAGUCAUUUGAUAAGCAAACCAUUAACGUUUAAGGACGUCUAUGACUUGUCAUUAAUAAAAGACAAUUGCAGAAUUCUCUCACCGACAUUCUCACAAUGGCUUUCAAUUCAAGAAGCUAUUGAUGCCGGUGUUUUAGAUUAUGAUAACUAUAAAUGCAUAACAAAAGAAAAGGGGAACCUCGUCACAUUACGUGAGGCAAUUGAAUGUGGUGUUAUUACUUUAGAUGGAAAUUAUAAAGAUAUUGUUACGAAUGAAGUUAUAAGCAUUAAAAGUGCUGUUGAGCGUGGCCUUAUAUCAUCCGUUUCACAAAAAUCCAUUUUUGAUAUCGAUGGCUUUAAAGAUCCUAAAGAGGAAUGUUUUGUGUCUUUAAAUAUUGCCUUACAAAAGCGUAUCUUGCGUCGAGACGAUAAACAUUUUGUUAUAACCGCAAGCGGUAAUAAGUUUUUUACACUUAAUGAUGGCGUUGAGUCGGGCUUAGUCCGGCCGGAAGUCUAUUCUAUGUUAAUGCGUCAUAUUGGUGUUUUUGAUGAGGACAGAAAUGAAUUGCGUGUAAUUGAUUUAGUUUUUUAUAAGCUCAUUGAUCCAAUUAGUGGAUAUUUAAUAGACAUUCAAACAAAGUCCAAACUUCCCCUUGAUUUGGCAAUUGAAAGACAAAUGAUUACAGCACCAGGUGCCCUUUUGCUUAGCAGCCUACUCAAUAUAACACUUACGACGGAAACAAUCACAAAAACUAUCAAACGUUAUGUAACAAUAAAAGAUCGCGAAAUGAUUGACAACCAGAUAGAGGCAGAGCAUGCAAAUCCAUCAUUUUCUGAGGCGGUACAGAAAGGCCUUAUUAGCAUUGAUGAACAAACAUACCAUCAGCCAGAAGAAGAGAAAUAUUAUAUGGUACAAGAUGCCCUCAAUAGAGAUCAUGUAUUGGCGGAUACAGAGAAAUUCAAUGUCAGUGGCGGUGCCAAGACAGCCACAUUAACAAUCAUCACAAAAUCAUUUUUGCCAUCGAAUGGCGCAGCAUCAACAACAAUUAUGAGACAACCACAGGAAUUGCCACAACAAAAGUCGACAAUAAAAAUAUUAAAGAAAAUGCAAAAGAAGGUUAUUAGCCUCAGUGACGCCUUACAUAUGGGCUUAAUAAAUGAAGAAACAUACGAAUUGUUGGAGAACAAUGUGACAUUUGCACACAACCCAGAUUCAUUCUUAAAAAGUAAGAAGUAUAAGGUUAAAGACCCUCAAUCGGGCCUCAAUUUAACACUGGAGGAAGCAAUUGAGCGAGAAAUUUUGAAUCCAAAUGACAUUACGAAAUUCCACAUUCCAUUUUGUAGAAGUUUAACAAUUCCACAAUUGAUUGAACGUGAUUUAUUGGAUAUUCAAAGUCAAAUGAUUAUUCAUCCUGAGACUGGAGAUUUACUAACAUUGAAUGAAGCCAUUGCAUGUGAUAUUGUUGAUAAAUAUUCACUAAUACGAAAUGAUAAGAAGCACAAAAUUACAUUGAAGGAAGCAUUAAAGUUCGGUUAUAUUGAUGGGCAUGCUCAAAUUGUUAUCAAGUCAAAGAAGGGUGAUUUAAACGUUCAGACAGCAAUCGAACGCGGUCUGUUUGAUGUUGAGAAAUCACCAAGUAAGGAAAAAGGUGUUGAUGUGUCUAAAAAUAUUCCAUUAAUUGGACAAACUUUCCCAAUUGUCGUUAAGCGUCGUCUCUUUAUUCUUGAAACUCAAGAAGUUAUUCACAUUAUUUCUGGUAAGAAAAUCCCUCUAAAAUAUGCAAUUGAAUCUGAUUAUAUAAUGUCAGUUCCAUGCGUUCCAAAUGUUUAUGAAAUGUUCAUUCCUGAUGCAAUCGAUCAAAACUUGGUUGAUAUUGAUUUUGGGACAUUUACAUGUCCACAAACGGGUGAAAUUAUGACUUUACAAGAUGCUUAUAGUCAUGGUUAUUUAUAUGCUAAACCAUUACAUGCUAUUAUAUCUCAUGAGUCAUUAAACUCGACACAAAUAACGAAGGAAGUUAAAAAUAUUUCACAUACUGUAAAGACAAAAAGCAUUGAUAUACUGGAUGGAUUCACAAUGGUUUCAGCAAAUGAAAUUACAAAUAAUAAAUCGGGAGAAUCAUAUACAUUAGAGCAGGCAAAAGAACAAGGAAUUGCUAUUGAAAGAAAUGAAGUAAAUGAAUUUACAACGAAAGAGUUUGAAAAUUUGUCUGAAGGUGAAGUGUCACGAACACCAGUCGAAUCUGAAUUUACAAAAACUACAGACUUAUCUACCAGAUUCGAUGAUAAUGAGAAUCAAGAAAUGGAAAUUUCACAAUUGGAAGAAAAGCACAUAAAGACAAUUAAGAAAAUCACAAUUAUUAAGGAGAUCAAGUAUGAUGAAAAUGGAAAGGAAAUCAUCACUGAAUCAGUUGACAAUGAACCUGAAAUAUUUGAAAGAAACAUGCCAACAGCUGACAAAGAAUUUGAUGAAAUGUUUAAGAAGUUCAAGCAAGAAAAUCCCGAUUUUGAGCAAGAAGAAAUUGUUACGCAAACUGUGAACAACGAGACAACAAUCACCAAGGUGAUUAAGGAAUACAACAUAACAAGAAAUGAAACAGAAUUUACCAGAUCAGAAGAUAUUGAGGAAGCUGAAGAAGCAUUUGAAUUUGAGGAAAAUACUAAACCGACUGUUAAAGAAGUCAGUCCAGGUCCUAAAGGAACACUCAUUUACAGUGAAAACUUGGAGAGUCUUCCACGUGAUUCAUCAUCACACGAGACAGUCACAUCAUCAAGGACAAUAACGAGAACAACUAAGUUCAUCACUAUGCCAGAAAAUGAAAUUAAUAUUUUGGUCGAUAAUGAAAGGCAAAGAAAUGACCAACCAAUUUCACAAGAUACAAAUGUCUCAGAAACAACAACAGUCGAAGAAUUGCCAGACGAAAAUCGUAAAAAAAUUGUCAUUACAACGACACGUGUCAUUACAAAGAAACCAGAAAAUGAGAGUGAACAAAUUGUCGUAAGUGAUCCACAGCAAUCAUUGCCCUCAGAUGUGACAGAAAAUAUUGUAAAUGAGCCAAUAAUUGAAGGCGAUGAUACAACUUCCCUCACAAAAACGAAAACAAUCAUAAUUUCAACUAUAAAGGCAUUUACUGAAAGAACUGAUAAUAAUCAACAGCUUCCAUUAGAGGAACAAACGCCUGAUGAGAUCAUUAAAGACGAAGAAAAAGUGACAAAAUCUGACAUUGAAAAUGUUUCGACAUUUACUAAAAAUAUCACUGACAUCACAUCUCAAUUUAUUGAUGGCGAGAGAACACAAAUCAUUACUCCAAUUCCUGCUCCAAGAAAGAAGAAGCCAGUCGAGGAAUUUAAACCAGAUGAGAAUGAAACUGUCGAUCAAACCGAUGAGAUUAGUGAGACAUCCACAAAAACAGUUGUUAUUACAAGAAUUACGAAAACAUUUAUCGAAGGCGCUGAUAAUGAAGUAAGCACAUCCGAUGAUACAGAAAAAAUGAAGCAUAUUGAGCAUAUCAUCGAUGAACAGCUUGCAAAAUCCACAGAACAAGUUAAAUUUGAUGAAAAAGUCGUUGAAGAACCACAACAAUUAAUAAAAGAAGACAAAAUUAAGCAUGAACCAAUUGUUGAAAAGAAAGAAAAUCUAGAAAAGGAACCACCAAAGCGCAAAGACAAAAAGAAGAAGAAGGACAAAGUCCCUGUUGAGCCUACAAAAGAAAAAGAAAAGUCUCCAAAACCAACUGAUGAACAGCAUCAUGGUGGUAUCUCGGAUAUGAUGAAAUCAUUAGUCACAAGAACUAAAGUAAUUACUUCUAAAAUUGUUGGAACAAAAGAUUCAGAUACGAAAGAUGCACCUGAAGAAGUUCCAAAAGACAUUCAAAGAGAACUCACUCCUGAAAAGAUUGUGGAACCAGCUGAUGAUAAAGAUGAUAAAGAAUUGUCGCAAACCACAACAACAACAACUAUCAUCAGAAAAACAACUAUUUACGGUUCCAAAACUUUAGAAAGUGAAGAACUUGAAAAACCAUUUGAGCAAAUUCCAGAAGAACAACCAGAAUCUACAAGUGAUGUUAAGAUCGUUGAAGAGAUUCCAAACGAACCAGAAACUGUUCAAUUAACGGAAGAUAAUAAACCAAAAAUUGAUAAAACAGAAACAUCAACAAAAACAAUUGUAACCACAUCAAGAGUCUUCGAUUUUAUUGAAAACGAAAAAUAUCAAUUCAGUACUCAACCUGUGGAGACAGUCACACAAAAAGAAAUUAGAGAACCAAUAAAGGAAGAAUCGAUUCCGAAGAAAGAUGAACCUAAAGAAAAGAGCAAGAAGCAUCGCAAAGGAAAACGAGAACCACCGAAAGAAACCUCACUGCAACUUCCUGAAAAGAACGAUGAUAAAGUUCUCGAUGAAGAAUCCGAACCAAAAGAUGAAUCUUCUGGUCUAUUUGGAGCUAUAAGAAAAAUAUCCAAAAAGACAAAAGCUACAACAACAAAAAUAAAGUCAAAGUUCAUUGGAUCGAGUGAUAGUUAUGAUAUACAUCAUGAAGGAGAAGAGGAAACUUCGGAACCUGAAAUUAAAAAGUCAAAACAAGAAAUCAAACCAGUUGAAAUACCCAAUGUAGUAGUUCCAGAAGAAGUUACUAAGCAAACAGAAAAGUUUAUCGAUACCAGUUCUGAAACAACCUCUUCUCAAACAGUAAUCACAAAAACAACAGUGAUCACAUCUUAUAUCACUCAAGAGGAUGGCACUGAAAUAAUCGAAGAAAAAUUACCAGUCAUGGAAUUCUCAGAGCCUAAUGAUUCUGAAAUAAUUGAAACUCUGAAGCCAGGAAACUUUGAAGUUGUUCAAGCUCCAAAAGAAGAUGUUAAACUUCAAGAACAACCAAUUGAAGAUUUAACCACAACUUCUAAAACUACAACAUCAGUAUUCAAAACAAUAGUUCAACAACCUCAAGGAUUUGAUCCUCUACAAAUGUUCAUUAACAAUGAAAAAGUUUUCCAUCCAGAUGAAACUGUUGAACCCAAAUUAGUAGAUAAACCUGAAGAAACUUCUGAGCCACAAAAAGUAAAUAAACUAGAUGAAGUUCCUUCAAACGAUGACUUUAAAGUAGAUGAUCAAUCAGAAAUCUCAAAUGUUAUGAAAACGAUCAUUACAAAGACAACAUUCAUAUCGUCGAAGAUAAUUGAUUCAAAUGAAACAAAAGAUGAUCAAGAGCCAGAAAAACCACUUCAAGUUGAUCAGAGAAUAUCACAAGAAAAAGAUGUUAAAAUCUUGGAAGAGAUUUCAAAACAACCAGAAACAAAAGAACCAAUAACUGAAACAAUUACAUCUAAAGAUGAUAAGAAGAGUAAGAAGCAUCGUAAAGGAAAACGAGAACCGCCAAAAGAGAUACCGGUGCAACAAGAAAAAGUUCCUGAAAAGAAGGAUGAAAUGGUUCCUGAAGAACCAAGAGAUGAAUCUUCUGGUCUCUUUGGAGCUAUUAGAAAAAUUUCGAAAAAGACAAAAGCUACAACAUCAAUGAUCAAAUCAAAAAUUAUUGGAACUAAUGAUAGCUAUGAUGUACAGCCACCAACAGAAGUUGAAACGUUAGAACCUGAGACAAAGAAGUCUGAACCAGAAUUCAAAAAAGUUGAAGAACCAAAGGCAAAAGUUCCUGAAGAAGUCACAAAACAAACCGAGGAAUUUGUCGAAACUGAAACAGACUCUACCAUAACAAAAACGGUAAUCACAAAGACAACAAUAUUUACAUCCAAUAUCACCCAGGAAGAUGGAACUGAAAUCUUCGAAGAAAAAUUACCAGAAAAUCUACAAGUGAUGGAAAUUCCUAAGUCUGAGGAUUUGCAACCUGGUAAAUAUCCAAAGGAAUACAUCAAACCUGAAGAAGACUCGACAACUACAAUUACUACCACACUAAUUAGCACAAAGAUUCAAAGUUUUGAUCUUCUUCAAAUGUUCCUUAACAAUGAAAAAAUUUUCCAUCCAGAUGAAACUGUUGAGCCACAAAAGUUUGUUAAAGCAGAUGAAGUUUCUACACUAGACAAACCUGUUACUGAAGAUAAGAUCGUAACAGAACAAAAUGACAAACCAGAAAUAUCAGAUGUUAUAAAAACAAUCAUCACAAAGACAACACUGAUUUCAUCGAAAGUAAUUGAACCUGAAGAUAGUAAAGAACCUGAAAAACCAGAGAUAUUGUCACAAGAAAUUGUUGAAUCUCCAAAGAAUGAAAAGAUCUUGAAAGAGCUUCCAAAAGAACCAGAAACAAAAGAAUCCUUGCCAGAAACAGUUGAGUCAAAACAAGAUGAAAAACCGCAAUUCGAUACAACAGAAACCACAUCAGAAACAUUCGUAAUUACUUCAAGAACUGUCGAUUUUAUUGACAACGAAAAAUAUCAAUUCACUCAACCUAUCGAGAAUAUUGAACCUUUGAAGAAAGAAUCAGUUCCCAAAAAAGAUGAACCUAAAGAAAAGAGCAAGAAGCAUCGCAAAGGAAAACGAGAACCACCGAAAGAAACCUCAGUGCAACUCCCUGAAAAGAAGGAUGAAAAAGUUCCUGAUGAAGAAUCCGAACCAAAAGAUGAAUCUUCUGGUCUAUUUGGAGCUAUAAGAAAAAUAUCUAAAAAGACAAAAGCUACAACAACAAAAAUAAAGUCAAAAAUAACUGGAACGAAUGAAAGUGAAGAACCACAAACAGAAAUUGAAAAGUUAGAACCUGAAAUUAAGAAGGCAGACCCAGAAACCAAACCAGAUGUUGAAGCAAUUAGAGAAGUUCCUGACCAAUGGGAGGAAUUUGUCGAAAACAGUUCAGACUCAACUAUUACAAAAACAGUAAUUACAAAAACAACCGUGAUUACUUCUCAUAUCAUUCAAGAUGAUGGAACUGAAGUAUUCGAAGAUAAAAUGCCGGAAAAUAUUCAAAUUGUGGAAACCUCAAAACCAAAAGAUUCCGAAAUUAUCGAAACUCUUGAGCCUGAAGACUUUGAAAUUAUUGAAGCUCCAAAAGAAGAUGUUAAACCUCAAGAACAACCAAUUGAAGAUUUGACUACAACAACCAAAAUCACAACAAAAGUAACUAAAACAACAAUUCAGCAACCUCAAGGAUUUGAUCCUCUUCAAAUGUUUAUUAACAAUGAAAAAGUAUAUCAUCCUGAUAAAUCGGUUGAGCCACAAAAAGUAGAUAAACCAGAUGAAGUUCCAUCACAAGACAAGCCUAUCACUGAAGAUAAGAUCCUAACAGAACAAAAUGACAAACCAGAAAUAUCUGAUGUUAUGAAAACGAUCAUCACAAAGACUACAAUCAUUUCAUCGAAAGUAAUUGAACCUAAAGAUAGUAAAGAACCUGAAAAACCAGAUGAGAUAUUGUCACAAGAAAUUGUUAAAUCUCCAAAGGAUGAUAAAAUCUUGAAAGAGAUUCUAAAAGAACCAGAAUCGAACGAAUCCUUGCCAGAGACAGUUGAAUCAAAGGAAAAUGAAAAACCGCAAGUCGAUACUACUGAAACUACAUCAGAAACAAUCGUAAUUACAACAAGAACUGUCGACUUUAUCGACAACGAAAAAUAUCAAUUCACUCAACCUAUCGAGAAUAUUGAGCCAGUCACACAAAAAGAGGUUACAGAACCUUUGAAGAAGGAAACAGUUCCCAAAAAAGAUGAACCUAAAGAAAAGAGCAAGAAGCAUCGUAAAGGAAAACGAGAACCUCCAAAAGAGGCACCGGUUCAAAUACCUGAAAAGAAGGAUGAGAAACAUCGUAAAGGAAAACGAGAACCUCCAAAAGAGGCACCGGUUCAAAUACCUGAAAAGAAGGAUGAGAAAGUUCCUGGCGAAGAACAAGAACCAAAAGAUGAAUCUUCUGGUCUAUUUGGAGCAUUUAGAAAACUAUCUAAAAAGACAAAAGCUACAACAACGAAAAUAAAAUCAAAAAUAACUGGAACAAAUGAAAGUGAUGAACCACAAACAGAAAUUGAAAAGUUAGAACCUGAAAUUAAGAAGGUAGACCCAGAAACCAAACCAGAUGUUGAAACAAUUAGAGAAGUUCCUGACCAAUGGGAGGAAUUUGUCGAAACCAGCUCAGACUCAACUAAUACAAAAACAGUAAUCACAAAAACAACAGUGAUUACUUCUCAUAUCACUCAAGAUGAUGGAACUGAAGUAUUCGAAGAAAAAAUGCCGGAAAAUAUUCAAAUUAUGGAAACCUCUAAACCAAAAGAUUCCGAAAUUAUCGAAACUCUUGAGCCUGAAGACUUUGAAAUUAUUGAAGCUCCAAAAGAAGAUAUUAAGCCCGAUGAAAAGCCAAUUGAUGGUUCAACUAUUCAAUCAUCUACCACUAUAGUAAUCAGCAAUAAGUUUGAAAGACCACAAGGAUUUGAUCCUCUUCAAAUGUUCCUCAACAAUGAGAAAAUAUUCCAUCCAGAUGAAACUGUUGAGCCACAAAAAGUAGAUAAACCAGAAGAAGUUUCCUCACAAGAUAAGCCUGUCACUGAAGAUAAGAUCCUAGAAGAACAAAAUGACAAACCAGAAAUAUCUGAUGUAAUGAAAACAAUCAUCACGAAGACAACAUUGAUUUCGUCGAAAGUAAUUGAAACUGAAGAUGACAAUAAAGCUGUUGAACCUGCAGAGAAAGAAACUGAAAAACCAGACGAGAUAAUGCCCCAAGAAAUUAUGAAAUCUCUAAAGGAUGGCGAGAUCUUAGAAGAGAUUCCAAAAGAUCCACAAACAAAAGAACAUAUGCCUGAAACAAUCAAAUUAAAGGAUGAUAAGAAGAGUAAGAAACAUCGCAAAGGAAAACGAGAUCCACCAAAAGAAACACCGGUGCAGCAAGAAAAAGUUCCUGAUAAGAAGGAUGAGAUAGUUCCUGAUGAAGAAUUGGAGCCCGUUAAAGAUGAGUCCUCUGGUCUGUUUGGAGCUUUAAGGAAAAUUUCGAAAAAGACAACAACAAAAAUAAAAUCAAAAAUAACUGGAAUUAAUGAAAGUAAUUCUAAACAACCGGAAAAAGAAGAUGAAAUUUCAGAACCUGAAAUAAAGAAAUUUGAACCCGAAAUGAAACCAAUUGUGGAACUUAAGAAAGAAGUUCCUGAAGAAGUCACAAAACAAACAGAUGAAUUAGCCGAAACCAGUUCAGACUCAACUAUUACAAAAACAGUAAUCACAAAAACAACUGUGAUUACAUCUCAUGUCACUAAAGAAGAUGGUACUGAAAUAAUCGAAGAAAAAUUGCCGGAAAAUAUCCAAAUUAUGGAAACCUCAAAAUCCAAUGAUUCCGAAAUUGUAAAAGCUCCUGAGUCAGAUGACUUUGAAAUUAUUGAAGCUCCAAAAGAAGAUGUUAAACCCCAAGAACAACCAUUUGAAGAUUUGACUACAACAACCAGAAUCACAACAAAAGUAACUAAAACAACCAUUCAGCAACUUCAAGGAUUUGAUCCUCUUCAAAUGUUUAUUAACAAUGAAAAAGUAUAUCAUCCUGAUAAAUCGGUUGAGCCACAAAAAGUAGAUCAAACACCUUCACAAGAUGAGACUAUUCAUGUAGAUGAUAUUCCAACAGAACAGGAUAAGCCAGAAAUCUCAGAAGCAAUAAAAACAGUUAUCACAGAAACCGUUUCCUCAAAUUUAACUGAUUCAAAUGAAACUGAAGAUAAGAAACCCGUUGAACUUACUGAAAUUGAUAGAAUGGAAGAACCAGUUGAUGUAAAAACUGAUGAAAGUCGCGAAACUUCACCUGAAACCGAAGAAAAAUCUGAGCAAACAAAGGAAAAAUCUUCAAUAUUCUCAGGAGCAAAGAAAAGGAUGAAGGGAUUCAAAACGAAAAUGUUUGGCUCCAAAGAUACUUCAGAGAAAAACAAACCAGAAGAAAAGCCGAAAGAUGAGAAAACUAAGCCCGAUAUUACACCACGAAAAGAAAAAGAAGUUAAGCCCGAUGUUGAUAUUGAAAAGAUAGUCGAGACAUUAGUAGAAGAAUCAGAACCAACUGAAGAUACUGAAAUUUCUGAAUCAGGCACAAUUACAAGAGUUGUUAAAACAACCAGAGUUAUUACAACCAAAACUGUUGGCUUUGAAGAACCAAGUGAAACAAUUCUUGUAGAGGAAAUUCCUACAACCGAGAAAAUCUUCGAGAAACCAGAAGAAAAAGUCGAGACAUUAGUAGAAGAAUCAGAACCAUCAGAAAACACUGAAAUUUCUGAAUCAGGCACAAUUACAAGAGUUGUUAAAACAACCAGAGUUAUUACAACCAAAACUGUUGGCUUUGAAGAACCAAGUGAAACAAUUCUUGUAGAGGAAAUUCCUACAACCGAGACAAUAUCCGAAAAACCAGAAGAAAAAGUCGAGACAUUAGUAGAAGAAUCAGAACCAUCAGAAAACACUGAAAUUUCUGAAUCAGGCACAAUUACAAGAGUUGUUAAAACAACCAGAGUUAUUACAACCAAAACUGUUGGCUUUGAAGAACCAAGUGAAACAAUUCUUAUCGAGGAAAUUCCUACAACUGAGUCAAUUCCUGAAAAUGUAGAAACAAUUACAGAGAAAUUAAUUGAGGAGCCAAAGAAAAAUUUGGUUUCAAGCAUUGUUAGUUUUAUCGAGAAUGAAAGAAACAUGGUUGAUAAAAAGCCAGAAAUCAUUAAGCCUGCUGAACCUCAAGAUCAGAAAGAUGUGCUAAGUGCUAUUUCAACAAUCGUCAAAAAGACAACAAUCAUUACAUCUAGUAUAACUGGGUCUGAACAACCAAACGAAACGGUUCUUGUAAAAGAAAUUCCUACAACUGAGUCAGUUUCCGAGAAACCAGAAGAAAAAGUCGAGACAUUAGUAGAAGAAUCAGAACCAAUUGAAAAUACUGAAAUUUCUGAAUCAGGCACAAUUACAAGAGUUGUUAAAACAACCAGAGUUAUUACAACCAAAACUGUUGGCUUUGAAGAACCAAGUGAAACAAUUAUUGUCGAGGAAAUUCCUACAACCGAGACAAUAUCCGAAAAACCAGAAGAAAAAGUCGAGACAUUAGUAGAAGAAUCAGAACCAUCAGAAAACACUGAAAUUUCUGAAUCAGGCACAGUUACAAGAGUUGUUAAAACAACCAGAGUUAUUACAACCAAAACUGUUGGCUUUGAAGAACCAAGUGAAACAAUUCUUAUCGAGGAUAUUCCUACAACUGAGACAAUAUCGGAAAAACCUGACGAAACCGUCGUAUCAACAGUGGAACAUUCAAUUGAGCCGACCAUAACAAAAGUUGUUAAAACAACAAGAAUUAUCACAACUAAAACAUCUGACUCUACAGAACCUGAAAUAACAACUUCAACAGAGGAAUUCACCGAUGAUAAUCAAGGCAAUAUUCCAGAUGAAGUAAGAGAUUUAAUUGAUAAACUCACCGAGUCAUACAAGCAUGAAAUUAAGGAUAAUAUGACUCAGCCUGACGAUAAAUACGAGGUUGUAGAUAGUAAAGUAAGUGAAGAUGUAGAAACUUCGGAAUCAACAAAAACGACAAUUACAAAAACCACAGUAAUUACUUCAAGAACAUUCACGCAAUCUGGAGAAGAAAUUAUCACUGAAGUUCCACUUGGAAAUCUUCAAGUAAUGGAAACUCCGAAACCAAAGGAUAUGCAAAUCAUGGAGGCCCCAAAACCAGAAGAUUUACAAGUCAUGGAAACAGUUAAACCCGAUCAUUUACAACUCAUGGAAAUUACAAAACCAGAUCAUUUGCAACUUAUGGAAGUUCCAAAAGAAAAAGAUUUACAAGUCGUAGAAGUCCCUAAAAAAGACAACGAAAUAAAAACUGAACAAUACGAAGAUUCAACUAGUUCAACAGUAAUCACAACUACAACAAUUACAACAAAAGUACAAGAUGGUAAACAAUUCAAUCCUCUUCAAAUGUUCCUUGAAAAUGAAAGAACAGUAGCACCAUCAGAAACCAUUGCGCCACAAAAACCUGUUCGUGAAUCAUCUCCACCACAAUCUACAAAAGUGUCAACAACAGAAAUGAAAACUGUAAAGCAAUUCUCAGUUACUGAAAAUGAAAUUGAGGUGCUGCCUCUACGUGAUGCUAUAAAAGCAGGAAAAAUAGAACCCAAAAUUUGUCGUGUUAUGAUCAACGGAACUGAAAUGCCAUGGACAGUAAAUGAUGCAUUACAGUCGAAAGAUUUAUCACCAACAGACAUUGUGCAAAUCAAUUCCAGUCAUGUUGUUGUCUUAUUGCCCAAUGAGCAGAAAGCAUACCUUCUUAAUCUUAAUGAUCGUUUCUCAGAAAAGUUAUUACUUGAAAUGGGUCUAUACGAUCCAAACUUGCGUUGCUUUAUCGAUCCAUGGACGGGUAAUCAAAUAUCCUUCGAAUAUUUCAUAUUCCAUCUUGAUGUUGUUGAUCCAACAACGAUACAUGUAAAGAAUCAAAAACUACAAACAUAUGUUCCAAUUCAGCAAGCAUUUAAUGAAAAACUUAUUGAUCCACUACAUGGUACAAUGGUGGACAUGAAAACUAGUCAAACAAUUCCAAUAUAUGAAGCAGUCGAUAGAAAGUUUGUUAUUCAAAAGAUACCUAGUCAAUUGCGAAUUAUAAAAUUCCCACCAACAAUUUCAGAUCUUAUCAGUAAUGGAAAUAUUAACUUUGAGACCGAUGAAAUCAUUGUUAAUAAUGAAAAUUUGUCAUUUAGCGAAGCAUUACGUAAUGGUGUUAUUGACACAAAUCAAAUCACGAUACGUGAUCCGGCGACAAAUGAUGUUAUAGGCUAUAAAUAUGCUGUUGAUCGUGGUAUUGUAGACCUGCCACGUGGCAUAAUUAUAAAUUUGAUCACACUCGAGCAAAUUUACAUUAUUGAAGCAUAUAGACGUGGAUAUAUAAUAAUAGGCAAGAUGAGGCCCAUUUCGCUUAAUGCGGCUAUAUCAUCAGAUCUUUAUGAUAAGAAAAAUAAUAAAUUCAUUUCUCCAUACAAUAAAAAUAAUCCUCUAUCAUUACAAGAAGCUAUCGACUGCGGCAUUAUUGAUCCAAAACUUACCAAUAUUAAAGACACUAAGGAAAAUUCUCUUGUCCCAUUACGACAAGCUAUUGAGUUCAAUCUAGUCGAUUCAAAAGUGGGAAUGGUUAAGAAUAAAAAAUCAUCAGUUCCGUUAAAUAAAGCAGUUAAAGAUAAAUUGAUUGUUGAUAAAUAUGAACCAAUUGAUCUUGCUGAAAUUAUUAUUAAGAAUUAUUAUGACCCCGAUACCGGUUUGAUUUUAAAUCCUUAUACUAAUGAUAUGUAUGUCACAUUAAGGGAAGCGAUUUCGCUUAAAAUUAUUAAUAUUUAUCACAUAAGAAUCUACGAUGUCCUACAAGACCGUGUGUACUCUGUUGAGGAUGCAAUUAAGAAUGGCUUGCUUGAUGAUAUUAAAGGUGUAAUUACACGUCCAAAUAUGCCACUUGAUAAAGCAUAUCUUCAAAGAAUCUUAAUUAGUUUCAAUGGUCCAUUGUCAUUGCCAAGUGCUUUACAAUGUAAUGUUUUCGAUCCAGAAACUAGAAAGUAUAAUUUCGAUAAUCAGCCACUGAAUUUGAGUGAAGCAAUUGAGAAAAAUAAAAUUGCUGGCAAUGAACUCGUCCUUUAUGAACCAAAUCGUCAAAAAUUGUCGACUCUUAAUCAAGCAAUUUCUGCUGGCUUCUUAGAUCCAAUCGAAAGUAUGAUUGUUGAUCCAAUAAACAAUAAAGAAGUUCCAAUUGAUGAUGCAAUGGAGCAAGGUUUUCUUGUAAAAUCUCGUUCCGAUGUCAACUUACGUGAUGCAGUCUUUGAGGGCUUAUACAAUCCUAAAGACGGAUCAUUUAGCAAUGUAGCAACGACUGAUGAAAAACUUCCACUUGACAUUGCAAUAAAUCGUAAUGUUGUUGAUGUAAGAUCGACUAUAGUCAAUGUCAAUAAUGUUACUUUAGACUUUGAACAAGCCAUCGAGCAAGGUGUCAUUGAUCCACAAAAUUCUGUCGUUCAAACACAAUCAGGCGAGAAAUUGAACUUGAUUGAAGCAUUUGAUCGAGGCAUAUUAAAUACAAUCUCAAAACCAGUUCGAUUGCAUGAGGCGAUUAUUAAGAAUUUAUAUGACGAAACGUGCGGCUUAUUUGUAGAUCCGGAGACGCGUAGGAAAGUAAAUAUUCAAGAAAGUAUUCAAGAAAGUCUUAUAGAUCCAAAUUCUAUUCAAAUUCAAGAUCCAAGCAGUAAAUCCUACCUUCCAAUUUCUAUUAAUUUUGCUAUCCAAACUGGUCUGAUAAAUGCCAAAAAUGGCACCGUCAACUAUGAUAAUAAAGUCUUUACUCUAAAAGAGGCAUUCGAUUUGGGAAUAUUAAUUGACAGUAAAGGUCCGGUAAGCAUUCAAAGAACAAUCCAUCAAGGCACAUUUGACGAAAAUUCGGGUCGAAUUUCAGAUCCAUUUAGCGAUAAGAAAAUAACAAUUCAUGAAGCCAUACGAAAAUUUGUCAUAAAUCCACACUUGCCAUGCUAUUUUGAUGAGGAAAAGGAAGUCUUGUACUCAUUAAAUGAAACAUGUAAGCACAAAUUAAUUGAUCGAUUCCAAGGUAACUUUAUCGUUCCGCAUUCCGGUGAGAAGUUGACAUUAAAUGAAGCCAUGAAAUUAGGAUGGAUAAUUGAUAUUGAAGGUGGAAAUUUCACAUUAUACAAAAUUUUACAGUAUCGAUUAGUCAGUCCACAAAAUGGUAAAUUAAUACAUCCAGUAACUGGUCGUCAUUUAACGCUUAACUAUGCAAUCGAGCAAGAGCUUGUUAAUUCUGACUCGUCAUUAAUCAAAAAUCGUAACGGUAAAUACAUAACAUUGACCGAUGCGCUAAAAUUGAAUGUAAUUGACGGGGAUAAAAAUGUUUAUUGGCUAAAUGACUCACAGUCAAUUCCAUUGCAUGAUGCAAUCGACAAAGGCUUAAUUGUUUCAAGCGAAAAACCAUAUUCACUCAAUAAAGCUAUUAAAAUGCGAAUUUAUAGACCUGAAACGGGCAAAUUUGUCGAUCCAACGACUAAUAGCUAUUAUGAUCUUAAAACAGCAAUUGAAAAUGAUUUGAUUAAUGAUGAUUCAGUAAAGUUCAAGAAUAAUUUUACAAAACAAACAAAGCCAAUCCUUCAAGCUAUAACAGAUGGCGAUAUAAAUAUUCCAAAAGGUCGCGUAUUUGACCAAAAAACUGGUCAAUCAUUCAAUUAUGACGUAGCAUUCGAUAAAGGUCUCUUGAUUAAUAUCCCGCGAGGUAAAACGGAACAGAAGAGAGAAAUAAUUCAAGAAGAAAUUCCAAUGAUUAAAAUUGACUUGGUUGAUUCAAGUAAGCCACGCGAAAUGACACUGGAUGAGGCUAUAAAAGCAAACCUCAUUAAUCCUGAUGUCGCAAUGAUUAAAGAUCCAAAGACAGGCAAAUUUAUCUUGUUGAAAGUUUUCAUUGAAACUUAUCAAAUUAUUUUAACACAAAAGACGACAAUCGAUCCAAAAUCUCCAUUCUUUGUAUUCAGUCCGGGUUGUGUUGUAUAUUCGCGCGAGCCAAAAUCAUUUGAUGAUGUAAUUGAGUCGAAUGAGUUGAACUUGUCAACCGGUAAAAUCGUCGAUCCAGAAAACAAAGAUAAGGAAUUGACCAUCCAAGAAGCAAUCGAUACUGGCAUUCUUGAUCCCGAUACCAUACUCAUUAAGGAUGGUUCGAAGAAGAAACUUUUACGCGUUAAUGAAGCAUUAAGAAAGGGUCUUGUUGAUCCUGAAAGAUCUUAUGUCGUUGAUACGUCAUCAUCAAAAUUAUACAGCCUUGAAAAUGCUUUAGAGGAAGGUCUUCUUAAGACACCAAAAAAGCAAUUUGAUUUAUUGGAAGCAAUUGAAUUUAAUCUCUAUGAUGAGACAACUGGAGUAUUUACCGACCCAUUCGCUCCAACGUCAAUUGAGGAUCAUAAAGAAAUAGCUCAAAUCACAUUCGAAACUGGCAUCGCUAAAGGUUUGAUUGACCCUUCAACCACAAUGGUACGUGCAACAAAUGAUAGUGAAAUUAUCCCAAUUUCUGCCGCUAUAACAUCGGGUCUAAUAGAUCCGAUCAAGGGAGAAAUUGUCAUUAAAAAUCCAGAAAAUGAUAAGCAAGAAGAAAGAAUUAAUUUCGUCAAAGCAAUGGAACUUGGCUUGCUAGUUCCAGCUGGCGAACGGCAAGCAGUCAUCGAACGAUUUGCACUAUGUGAAGAAAACAUUUCAAUUCUCUUGAAGUGGAUUAACGACAUUGAACAACGACUCUCGAAAAUUGGAGGACCACAAGAGCAUAUUGAGGAAUUGCAUGCACAAAUCAAUGUGCUGAAGCACAUCAAGAAUGAUAUCGAUCUUCAGGCUCGUCCAGUUGCUUCGUGCUUAGAACAAGUUCGUCAACUUGUAUUAACAAGCGGAAAUGUUUUAUCAAUCGCUGAAGUUACUCAAUUGGAGAAUUCCGGACGUCAAUUAAGAUUCCGUGUCGAUCGUGCCCAUGACAGCUCACUUAAGCUGAUUAAGCAUCUUCAAAAUAGCUACGAUGAACUUGACAAAUUGCAAGGAGAAAUGCAUGAUUUUGCAAGAUGGUUGCAAAGUGGACAAGAAGUUUUGGACAACGAACAUGCAUACUUGUCAGAUUUGAAACAAUUGCCAGCACAAUCAAUCCGUAUUAAGGAAUUAUUGAAAGAAAUCAUCGCCCAUCAAGCUGAUUUAAGAUUCAUUACAAUUUCUACCCAGAAAUUUGUUGAUGAAGGCAAAGACUACCUUAAUGUGCUUAAUGAUCUUCGUUUAUCACUACCUGAAAGAUUACCAAACAUCGAACCAAUUGCAAGCUUCAAAUCUCCAGUAAGACAAACUGUCUCAGAUUUACAGCAACGUUACAGUGACCUACUCAAUCAAGUCAAUGCAUUUGCUGAUCGUCAAAAUAAUAUCAAAGAAUCCUAUCGCAUCUAUAUUGAACAGCUUGAAAAGUCACGCACAUGGUUGAGUGACGUUCAGUUGCGCGUAUCAAGCGUUAUUGCCCAUCCAGUUGGAACUGACAUCGAAACUAUUCAGGAACAAUCAAACAUCGCCAAAUCUCUUUACAAUGAAUUCUUAGCAAAUGGAAAAUUGAUCGAUCAUUUGCAACAAAGCUUGAAUGGCUUACUUGUAUCUUUGACUGGAAUCACAACACCAUCUGAAAAUGCAGGUCUAGAAAUUCCAGUUGACGAAGUCAAACGUGACUACAAAUCUCUUUUGGAUGCUGUUGAUAAUCGUUGCAAACUUCUUGAAGUUGCUUAUGUACAAGCACAAGGUGUUCAAGAUGCUCUAGAUAAUCUCAUUGCCCAUAUGAAACAAACUGAAGAUAAUAUUCAUAUUCAGUCACAACCAGCAUCACUUAUUGUUGAAAAAUUACUUGAACAAAUUCGUGAACAUCAAUUCAUAUUGUCAGACUUGGAAACACAUCGUGCCAGCUUAAAUAGUGUUACAGAAUCAGCAAAAGAGUUGUUGAAAGUUCCAUCAAAUGCACGACUUGCUAAAGUCAUUGAAACCAAGUUGCAGAAUGUUACUGAUCACUAUUCAAGAUUGAGAGACAAGGCAGUUGCACAUAAUGAAUUCUUAGAAGCAAUCCUUAAGAAAUUAACCAAAUUUAACAAUGACUCGACAAUCGUUGAAACUGAAUUAAAGCAUCUCCAAGAACUCUCACACAUCGAAGAGAAGUCUAUUGAAGUUCUAAUGAAAUAUUUACAGGAUAUCGUUCAAAAUCGUAAAAAGAUUCAGCCAGCAUAUGAAGAUUGUAUCUACCUUGGUAGAGAUCUUGUUGAACGUAAGGAUGUCACUGACACUUAUGUAGUGAAAGAUAAAAUGAAGCGUCUCCAAACAUUAUGGGAUAGUCUCGAACGUCGUCUUGAUGACAAGCUUAAAUUGACUAAACAAAAGUCAGAAAAGUUGGGAGCAUUUGAAAUUUGCAAGACGGAAAUUUACUUAUGGCUCUCACAAAUGGAAACAAGAACAUCCGCUUUCGAUCCAGUUGCACUUGACCUUAGUGUUAUUCGUAGACAAUCUGAUGAGCAUAAAUUAUUGCUGAAUGAAUAUAAAGAAUUCAACAGAGUCAUUCAACGUAUUAAUGAUAUUGGAGCUGAAUAUGAUUCAUUGAUCAGAACAUCAAGUCCAAUUAUGAAUAAUUCAGUUGAUCGACAAGAUUUGACAGAUUUAACAUCAAUGCAACAAGAAUUAUUGGAGAUUAAUAAUCGCUAUAAUUUCAUUGGAGUUCGAUUAAAUGACCGACAAAAGGAUUUAGAUGACACAAGAACUGCUGUCCAAAGACAAAAAGAAAAUCUUGAAGGAUUGAAUUCAUUCUUGGAUAAACUUGAAAAGAAUCUUCCAAAAUACAACUUGACAGUUCGAGAAAAUGCUGAAAAAUGCAUUAAGCAUGUCCGUAAACAACAAGACGAAAUGUACGAAAGACAAUCAACACUUGACACAACAAAGAUUCAAAUUCGUGAAUUGCUACAACUCAAACCAAAUGCACCUGGUUCUGAACAAUUGAAAUAUGAAUUGGAUAGCUUAGUUGAUCGCUGGGCACGCCUUGCUGAGUUAUUGAAAGAAUGUUCAAUCUUUUCCGAACAAUCACUCGACUUUAUCGAAACUCAUGACUUAAUUUUCAACUGGUUAAUAUCGAAAGAAAAAUUAUUCUCAGUUUUGGGUCCAAUUUCAUCAGAUCCACGAACAGUCAGUAGCCAAAUGCAACAAGUUUCAGUUCUUCGUGACGAAUUUAAGGCACAGCAAACACAAUUAGAUUAUUUGAGAGAUAUUGGAGGUGGUCUCGUUAAUCAUUUCCAGCCAACAUCACAAGAAGGCAAGGCAAUUACAAAUAAAAUGAAUGACAUUGAAAAAAAGUGGAAUGACUUAGCUGAUCAACUUGAAAAACGCUAUAAAAAUCUUAUUGAAGUUGCAGAUACAUCUAAAGAUUUUGAUGCAAGCCUUAACCGUUUGCGUGAGAAUUUGCAGCAAAUCAGCGACUCACUUGACAAUUUACCAAGCGACAGCGACUUUGAGGGUAAAUUGCACAAAAUUACGCAACUCGAAAGACAACUUGAAGGUCAACGUCCAUUGUUGGCUGAUGCUGAAGCUACUGCUGCUUCUUUAACAAGUGUUAUUAGUGAUGCUAAAUCAAGCGCUGAAAUCAAGGCUAAAGUUCAAGCACUUGGCAAGCAAUAUUUGGCAUUACAGAGGAAGCUUGACAACAUCAAGGCUGAAAAUGAUGCAGCAUUGAAGGACAAGAAGCAUUUCUUAGAAAAUUGUGCCAAAACUAUUGGAUGGAUCGGAAGUAAACUCGCCAACUUUACAAGUCCACUUCUUAUUUCAGCCCAUAAGCCAACAUUACAGUACCAAAUUGAAACACAUGAGCCAAUUUAUCGUGAAGUUAUAUCAAAGGAAUAUGAAAUCAUCAUGCUGCUUAAUCGUGGUAAUGAUUUACAACAAAAACUUGGAGAACUUAAAGAUCUCGAGAAAAUUAACAGUCAAUGGACACGAUUAAAGGAAGAAGCACAAGAUCGUCAAACAAGAUUACAGAAAGCUUAUGAUGUAUACAAGAAUUACGAAAAGACAUCAAGUGGAUUCUUACAAUGGCUUUCAAAUGCUGAACGUGAACUAAUAGCAAUGAAGCCAGGUAUUCUUGUAAAGAAAGAACUCGAUAAGGAACUUCGUGAUGUCCAAACAUUGCGUAAUGAUGUUCUCAAAAAAUCAUCAGAUUAUGACAAGACACAAAAUCUAUGCGGUAACUUCCUUACAGCAUGUGAUGUAGACAAAGAUACAUUAAUGUCUGAAAUGCAGUCAACUAAGGAACGAUGGGAUGAACUUAACCGUCUCAUCAAUCUUAAGAUCGAAAGAAUUAAUAGCUUCGUUGAAAAAGUCAUGGACUUUAGUGACAACUUCAGACAACUUAGUGCCUUGGUACAAAGAAAUGAGGAUUCAUUUGAUUCAUUGGAAAGAAUUCAUGGUGCCAAUGCAGGAAGAGAUCCAAGAUCCCUUGAAAAGAUCAAAACAAUCAAAGAUGACAAUUCAGAAUUGAAGAAGAACUUCCAAAAUUUGAGAGCUUUGGUAGAGAAUAUUGCUAGUGAAGCACGUCCAGUUGGUUACAAUAGUGACAAUCUUUAUGCUGAUUUAGAACGCCUCUCAGAUCGUAUCUUGACAUUACAAGCUCGUCUCGAUGAUCGAUUUAAUGAUUUAACAAUAGCUUCUAAUGCUGUUACAAAGUUCAACGAAAGUAUCAAUUAUGUAACAUUAGAUCUUAGUGCAUUAGAAAAUGAGGUUGAUAGUCUUUCAUCACCAGCUCGUGAAGUAAAAGUUGUGAGAAGUCAACUUGAUGCAGGCAAUGAUUUACUUCAAAAGAUCGAAGAUGUUGGCAAUAAGAUUUCAGGAAUUGAAGCUAAUGGUGACACAAUGAUUGAAAAAGGAUAUGUGACUCGUCCAUCAGAAGUUCAUGAACCACUUGAUCAAAUCAAACGUAAACGAUCACGUCUUGAAAGUCGUACAAAGGAUUAUAUUGAAGCUGUCCAAAAAGCACUAAAGAUGUUGACAAGAUUCUAUGAAGAUUAUGAAGUCGCAUUAAAUGAAAUUUCUCAAAUUGAUUUUGAACUAAAGAAAUUAAAGACAAUUGGAUCAGAAGCAGCACAAAUCCGCCUACAACAACAAGAUUUCCAACAAUUCAGAAGAAAUGUUGUUGAUCCAAUGGAAAGAAAGAUUGAUGAUUUGAAUGAUUUAGGAAAGGAUUUGAUUAGAUCAGCUCAUGAAACAGUUUCAACUGGUAAUUUGGAACAUGACCUCGAAAAGAUUGUCGAAAAGUGGAGUGAGAUUAAGUCAAGAGUGUCUGAACGUGACAGGAAGUUAGAUCAAGCUUUAUUACAAAGCGGUAAAUUCCAAGAUGCAUUACAAGGAAUUCUAAGAUGGCUUACUGAUUCUGAAGAAAUGAUUAAGAAUCAAAAAUCACCAAGCAUCGACUACAAAGUUGCAAAGGCUCAACUUCAAGAACAGAAGUUCCUAAUGAAAAUGAUUGGUGACAAUCAAAAUUCAGUUUCGUCAAUUUUAAAAUUAGGAGAGGAAGUUCUUCAAGGAUGUGAACCUGGUGAAAGAAUUAAUAUCGAAAUGCAACUUAAAGACUUGACAGGACGAUUUGAUCAUCUUAAGAACAAAGCUGAUGAACGAACAAUAUUACUUGAAAAUGCAGUUGAUGUCGCUAAAACAUUACAAGAUCAAUUAACUCCAUUAGUGACAUUCCUUGACCGUUCUGAAAGAACAUUGAAAAAUCUUGAGAAUAUUCCAUCCGAUGAGGAUAAGUUUCAGCAAGCAAUUUACGAACAUGAUCGUUUAAAUAGUGAAAUUUUAUCCAAAGAUCCAGAUGUUGCAGCUCUUGUGUCAUUAAAGAACAGCAUAAGAAAAUAUUUUGAACCUGAAGAAGCUGAAUUAGCAAAUGAUAAAAUCGAUUCCGUUAGUGAUCGCUACAAUAUGCUUCGUGACGAUUCAGAACGUCUUGGUGCUCUUUUGAAUAAAACUAAGCAAGAAAUUAAGCAGUUUGCUAUUGCAUAUCAAGAUCUUUUUGCAUGGUGUGAUAAGCAGGAUAGAACUUUGGCUCAAUUUAAGAAUGCAUCCGUCCAUGUUGAUGUAAUUAAUGAACAAGUCAAUAAAUUAGAAGAUAUCAAUCGUGAGAUUCAAAAUAAGGAAUCAACUAUUCAAACAACGAUUGAUAUUGGAAAUGAACUCCUUCGCAGCAUCUCACAAGAUGAAGCAUUAAAAUUAAAGGAUAAACUUGAUUCAUUAGGCAGAAGAUAUAUCGAAAUUUCUAAGAAAUCAUCUGACUACUUAAGUAACGCAAAGGAUGCACAUGCUUUAGCCCAAGACUUCCAUGGAGCACACAAUCGACUUGUCAAUUGGAUGCAAAAUGCUGAAACGAUUCUUGUAGGAAAUGCAGCAAGUGAAAUUGAAAUUCUCACACUUGAAAGUGACUUGACUAAAAUGAGAAGUGAACUAGAAGCACUCAAUUCUUUAGGACCACAAUUGGCUCAACUUUCGUCAGAAGAAGGUGGUGCUACAAUUGAAGGAAUCAUCUCUCGUGAUAAUCGUAGAUUCGAUGCAAUUGUUGAACAAAUUCAACGUAAAGCUGAACGUCUUCAAAUGAUUGCUCAAAGAUCAAAAGAAAUCAAUGUUGAUCUUGAUGAACUUAUCCAUUGGUUCCGUGAAACAGAAGGUAGUUUGAGAGAUGCAGCUACACCAUCAAUUCAACCAAAGGUCGUGAAAAAUCAAUUGCUCGAACAUCGAUCAUUAAAUGACAGCAUUUCAGGUCAAAAAGGAAGAGUUCGUGAAGUUACAGCAAAUGCCAAGAAAUUAAUCCGAGAACUUCAAUCAAGCAAUGACAAUUUAGAUAACAUCCGUGAAAAACUUGAAGAUCUUAAGGAUGUUGUUGACUCAGUGACUAACUUGAGUGCUGAAAGAUUAUCAGUUUUAGAGCAAGUAGCUCCAUUAUCAGAACACUUUGCUGAUGCACAAGAUGAACUUGAUAGAUGGUUGACAGAUGCAGAACAAGAAAUCUCCAUGUUAACAGCACCCGGUGUAAGAGCUGACCAGAUUAUGCAGCAACAAGAGAAGAAUGAAAGAUUAAUGAAUACAGUCGCCAAUCAUAAACCAUUGAUUGAUAAGUUCAACAAGACUGGAGAUGCCUUCGCUACCCUUGUAGCUCGUCAUGAUGGUAAUGCUAUCCACGAUGUUGUUGAGGGAGUAAAUAACCGAUACAAUGCAUUAAAGACCGAAUUACGUGAGAGACAAUUAGCACUCGAACGAGCAUUACAAGAAACUUCCCAAUUUGCUGACAAACUUGAAAAUAUGUUAAGAACAUUGACCAAUGCAGCUGAACAAGUCAAAAAUGGUGAACAAAUUUCAGCACAUCCACCAAAGAUUUCCAACCAAAUUGACGAAAAUUGGACAAUUGCUGAUGACUUAGAAAAACGAGAACCAACAUUUGUUGCUAUUAAGGUAGCUGCUGAUGAAAUUAUUUCAAAGGCCACAAACCAUUCAGAUCCAGCAGUUAAAGAAAUCAAGAUGAAACUCGAGAAACUCAAUGUUUUAUGGGUUGAUGUCCAAAAAGAAGUCAAAAUUCGUGACAGUUCAUUAAAUGACACCCUUAAUGCAGCUGAGAAAUUCUGGAAUGAACUUCAUCUUAUUAUGGAUAAAUUGCGUGAGUUGAAAGAUACAUUAACAUCACAAGAACCAGUUGCAACAGAACCAAAAGCCAUUCAAAGACAAAAGAGCGAAUUAGAGGAAGUCGUUCGAGAAAUCCAAAACACCAAGCCAGAAGUCGAUCAAGUAAGACUCAGUGGAACGAACUUGAUCACUCUUAUUGGAGAUGCUGAAAAGCCAGAAAUUAAGAAGCACAUUGAAGAUUUAGAUCAGGCAUGGGGUAACAUCACAUCUCUUUAUGCACAACGUGAAGAAAAUCUUAUUCAAGCUAUGGAAAAAGCUAUGCAAUUCCAUGAAACUUUAGAAGCUUUAUUGAGAUUCCUUGAUGAAGCUGAAGAGUAUAUGCGCGGCUUGAAACCAAUUGGUUCAGAAAUCAUCCUUGUUAAGCAACAAAUUGAGGAGCACAAAAGCUUUAAAGAUCGUGUUGAUCCACAUGGAGUAGAAAUUGAAGCACUUAAUCGUCAAUUAAAUGAAUUAAGUGAAAUUACAUCUGUCGACCAAACAUCACAGAUUCGUAAUGGAGUAAAUGGAAUCAAUAAGCGAUGGGAUUCAUUGAAGCAAUUGAUGAACGAUCGUCAGAAACAACUAGAAAAUGCUUUACUUCAGCUAGGUCAAUUUGAGCAUGCAUUAAAUGAAUUACUGGUUUGGAUUAGAAAGACACAAACAACAUUCGAACAGAUUAAGAUCGUACCUGGUGAUGCUAAGCUUCUUGAAAUUGAAAUGGCAAAACUUAAGAUUCUCAUUAAUGACGCACAAGCUCAUCAAAAUUCAAUUGACACAAUUAAUGAUGCUGGAAGAAAGUUACUCGAAAAUGACGACUUUAUUGAUGCAUCAUCCACAAAAGAGAAACUUGACAAUUUGAACCGAUUAUGGCAAGACUUGCAACAUAACAUUGCUGACAAAGAAAGAGAACUAGAUGAGGAACUUGUUGAGGCACAAAACUUUGCAACAGAAGUUCAAGAUAUCAUCACAUGGCUUAAUGAUGUCGAUUCAGUUGUCGGCUCUACUAAGCCAGUUGGUGGAUUACCAGAAACUGCUACAGAACAGCUUGAAAAGUUUAUGGAAAUUUACAAUGAGAUUGAAGAAAACCGUCCAAGAGUUGACAAUCUUUUAGCACAAGGUGCCAACUAUGUUAAGAAACAUGCUGAAUUGAACGUAAGUUCUAGCAACUUGCAACAUUCAUUGAGAACACUUAAGCAAAGAUGGGAAGCUGUCGUAUCUAAAGCUGGUGAUAAGAAGAUCAAAUUGGAAAUUGCACUUAAGGAAGCAACUGAAUUCCAUGAAUCUCUUCAAGCAUUUGUCGAAUGGUUGACUGAUGCUGAAAAACGUCUUACAACAGCCGAAUCCAUUUCAAGAGUACUUCCAACAGUCACAAAACAAGUUGAGGAACAUAAAGCAUUCCAGAAAGAAAUUGGAACUUAUCGCGAGUCAAUGCUACAACUUGACAAGAAAGGAUCACACUUGAAAUACUUCAGUCAGAAGCAGGAUGUCAUUUUGAUCAAGAAUCUUCUUGUUUCUGUUCAACAUCGAUGGGAACGAGUUGUUAAUAAAGGCACAGAAAGAAUGCGUGCAUUAGAUCAUGGAUUGAAGGAAUCUAAAGAAUUCUACGACUCUUGGGGCUCAUUAAUAAGUUGGUUACGUGACAACGAAGCUCAAAUGAAUAAGAUUGACAGUGAUCUAAAUGGAAGCAAUGAUUCAAUAAAGGUUAAACAAGCUUUGGAAAGGAUUCAAAAUAUCCAUCGUGGCUUAUCAGGCAAACAAACUGAAUAUGAUGCACUUUUAAGAGCUGGAAAAGCAUUGAUUGACAAAGCACCAAAAUCUGAUGAACCAGAAUUGACAAAGAUGCUCAAUGAGCUUAAAGAAUUGUGGACAAAAAGCUGCUCAAGAAGCAUUGAAAGACAACGAAAAUUGGAAGAACUUUUACUCUUGUCAGGACAAUUUUCAGAAGCACUCACUGCCAUCCUUGAAUGGCUUAAGAAAGCAAAGGAAUCACUCACGGAUGAAACUCCACUUCAUGGUGAUAUUGAUACAGUAACAGGAUUAGUUGAUAUGCACAAACGAUUUGAAGCUGAUCUUGAAAAAAGGUCUAAGCCAAUUGAUAAUGUCAUUGAAAAUGGAAAGAGACUUGAUCCAAAUAAUACAGCACCGGAAAUCAUCAAGAACCUCCGUGAAGUUGAGUCACUAUGGAGCUUCGUAAAGACAAUGAAUGAACAGAAGACAGAAGAAUUACAAAAGGCAGUCAAAGAAGCAGAAAAAUUACACAAGAAUGUUAACAUCCUUAUGGAAUGGCUAUCUGAUGCUGAACAAAAAUUGAAAUAUGCUCCAGCAAUUCCAACAGACGAAGCUGAAGCACAAAGAAUGGUCAGCGAAUUUAAUGUCUUCCUUUAUGAAAUGCGUGAUAAGGAAACUGAUAAGAAUGAAACUCUCGAAUUGGCACAAAAUAUUCUCGAUAGAGCACAUCCAGAUGCAAUUAAGAUCUUGCGAACAAUCAUUCAGACCAUUCAGCAACGGUGGGAUGAGAUUUCACAAUGGGCACUUAAUCGUGAAAAUAAACUAUCUAGUCAUUUACAAUCAUUGAAAGAUCUGGACGGAACAUUAGACGAUCUACUCGCAUGGCUUGCAGGAUUAGAAAGAACAUUAAAGAAUCUUGAAGCUGAGGAUCUUCCAAAUAAUGUUUCAGAGAUUGAAAAACUUAUCGAAGACCAUAAAGAAUUCAUGGAAAAUACAGCAGGUCGACAAAACGAAAUCGAUCUUAUAUGCAAACCAAGCAAGGCCAAGCCAUCGCUAAAGGAAGCUAGAAAACCUUCUAGAACUGCAAUGCGAACUACCAGUCGUCUCUCGCCAUCGGCAAUUUCUGAAGCGAAGGCUGCAGCUGACAAUGGUUUACCGCAUUAUGGACCUAAAUUUUCACCUGGUGUGGCUGAAAUCGAUUUCCGCUCACCACGCGCCAGAACAUUGUGGGAUAGUUGGCGCAAUGUCUGGAUGCUCGCAUGGGAUCGUCAAAAGAGACUCCACGAGCAUCUCAUGAUGAAGCGCGAGCAAGCAAAAUUACAAUCAUUCGAUUGGGAGGAUUGGAGAAAGAGAUUCUUAAAGUUCCACAAUCACAAGCGAUCACGUGUUGUUGAGUUCUUAAAGAAGAUUGACAAGAAACAGAAUGGAUUAAUUCCACGUGAAGUUUUCGUUAGUGAGAUUAUAGCAUCAAAAGCACCAACUAAACGUUUUGAAGUCGAGGCAGUUGGUGACAAAUUCGAUCCAGUGAGCGAAGGAGUUAUUGACUGGGAAGAUUUCUUGAUUGCCCUCAAGCCAGAAUGGCAACAAGAGCCAAAGCACGAAGCUGACAAGAUUCAUGAUGAAGUCCGUCGAUUAGUCAUGCUUUGUACAUGUCGCCAGAAAUUCCGUGUCUUCCAAGUUGGGGAAGGCAAAUACAGAUUUGGUGCUGAACAAAAACUCCGUUUAGUUCGAAUUUUAAGAAGUACUGUUAUGGUUCGUGUCGGAGGAGGUUGGAUAGCCUUAGAUGAAUUCUUAUUGAAGAACGAUCCAUGCAGAGCACGUGGUAAAACUAACACAGAACUUCGAGAGGAAUUUGUCCUUGCUGCCGGUGUUUCACAGACCAUGCAAGCUUUUACACCUCGCCAAUCUAUUUCAUCCGCUAGUCCUGGACAGCCAUCACGCGACUAUUCAUCAAAAUCACGACAAGGUUCGACAACAGCUGACUCCGAUCAUUCAGAUUCUGUUAGUGCUGGUCGUCGAACACCAUCGAGAACUCCUUUAUAUACGAAAACAUCGAUACCAAUAAGAUCAAGCUUAACGCCAUCAACAUCUUCAAGAAGUAAGCCUGUAUCACGUCACGGAUCAUCAAUAUCUUUAGCAAGUAAUGAUGAAUCGACCCCAACAAGAAUACCGACUAGAAAAAUCGGUACAACACCGAAAACACCCACAUCAAGUACCAAACCGCCAGUAUCGUCUGCAAGCAAGGCACGAUUAUUAUCAAAGAAAGCAGAAGAGAAACCACCAUUUAGGUAAAUUCUACAUCUACAAUGUAUGAUCACGUGGGACCAUCAACAAAUAAUUAAAAAUGUACCCAAACAUUAAUCAACUAACAUCACAAAAUGUUCAUCAAGAAGAAUUACAAUAAUGGCAGACUAAUUUAGCAAUUAAAGGAAAUGUGACAUGCUAAUUAACCAAUAGUCAUAGAUAUUAUUUAAGUUUCACUCUUAAUUUCUCAAAUCGUUAAGUGUUUUGAGCAUUAAACAACUUUUUAACAUAAGUCAUAAGAAAAUUUAUCUUUUUUAUAUCAAUAACAAAUCAUAAUUGUUGCUAAAGCAUUGUUGAACCAUACUUUUUAUUAUCAAGCUAUGCUGAAAACACAUUUUAUAACGCAAGAUCAGAUAUAGUCAAUAAAGAAAAAUGUUACUAUUAAAUUUGCUUACUUUGUACCUUUAUUAAACGUUAAGAACAUAAUAUAUUAAGUUUCAGGUAUUACUUCUACCAUUUAUGAAUGAAAAAAAAAAGUCUAAUUAAUGUAUGUAUGAGAUGCAGCUUUAAUUGUUCAUUGUAUCAAUAUACUUGGUAACGGCCUUGGUUCCCUCGCUUACAGCAUGUUUGCCCAACUCUCCUGGCAAUAACAAUAAUGUGCUUGUUUGGAUAUCGCGACUUGAAAUUGUAGCUCUCUUGUUAUGAUGCGACAAGCUCGAUGCUUCCAUUGCCAAUUUCUCAAAUGUGUCGUUGACAAAGCUGUUUAAGACACUCAUUGCUCUUGGUGUGAUGCUACAGUCUGGAUGAACUUGUUUCAUUACUUUGUAGAUGUAUUUUGCAAAUGUUUCCUUGCGCUUUUGUUUGCGUGCCUUCUUUUUUUGCAUAUUUGACACAACCAGCUGUGCUUUAACAGCUUUCUUUGCUGGACUCAACUUCUUUCCGAAUGCCAUUGUUAAAAUUUAAUCAAAAACUUUUAUAAAUAUUUUACUUAAGAUGUUAUCGCUUUGAAGUCAAAAAGCUGAAUGAAAAAAUGUCAAGAAAGUGCGCUUCUUUUAUAAGGAAAUGAUUCAAAAUGGCGGGCAUAAACAAAGGAAAAUAUAAAUCAUCAAAAAUCUUAAUUCAUUAACAAUCAACAGCUUAUCAAAGGAGUGGAAAGGAUAGAAAACAUCAUAUUCUACUUAUGUAGUGCUUUAAAGCACCUUAAUUUGUAAUAUUUGAAGAUAAAAUAUGCAUCAGAAAUUUCCAACGUGGAAAAGAUAAAAACAUUAAAUUAAUUGAUUAAUUCUUCUAUGGAUGUUUUGAAAAUGCUAUGAAGAUGUCGCUAUUGUUUAGCAUUAUUAAAUUCUCUUAAUUAAACUAUGCUUAAUAAGGUAUAAUUAAGCUUUGAGAGAAUUUCGACUGUCGUACACAAACCAACACUUUUACAGUUUUGGAAUAUCGAAUUUUAUUCAGUAAAUUUGCAAUCAUUGGUUCUAUUUCAGAUCAUUUAAAUACAGUAAUUAUGUAAAAUAUGUUUCAACCUGUGUGUUGCUAUUGAAAGUUGUAAGUAUUUUGCGAGCAAUAAAGCUAUAAUUAACUUUCGAUAUUCCCUUUUGUUCACUAAUACAGUCACAAUAUUCAAUACGCGAACAUCGACAAACUUUGAAUAUUUCAUGACUGGUAGAAAUUUUUUGAUGCAUUUUUCAUUAAUUUAACUAAAGUAAUUCAUUAAAUCUGAUACAAUAUGAAUCACAUGAAUCAACAAAUAAUUUUAUGAGCAAUCAAGUAAAGAAAUUAAAAUAGGUUUGCAAAUGAAAGUUUCUGUGCAGUUCAGCGACACUUACAAAAAUGCAUUUAUUUAAUUAACAAGAGAAGCUAGAGUAAAGAUGACAUACCAAAAUAAAAGGAUUUAUAUUCUCUAUAGUAAUUAAAAGUUACAUUAAGCCAAAAUAUCAAGGAUAAAGAUAUAAAUUUUGUGAAAUCUCAGCUACUUCCCCAUACUUUCUGCUCAAUCCAGGUCAAAUAAGCUGCAACCUUUGUGUAAACGGCAACAGAAUUUUCAACUCCACAAUAUUGACUUCCAAAACUCGUGAUUCCAACUAUAAUGUGAACACAUUUAUUUUUUGGUGAUAUUAUUUGAAGUGGACCUGCGAAAUUAAUAGAAUUUAUUAAUUAAAUGCAGUGUAGGAACAGUAAGGAAAACUUACCUCCAGAAUCCCCCUAAAUAGUCGAUUCAUAAAAUAGAAAUGAUAUUAAAUUGGUUUUUAAGAAUCAGCAAUCAAUGAAUCAUCUUACCGAGCAAGUAUCUCUUGUCUCUGAAUAUCCCCAGCACAAAUCUGGCUACUAUCAACAUUUUCAUUAUCCAAAUAGUUCCGGCAUGUACUAAUAUCUUUGAUCUUCAGUUUAGCUUUCUGCAAGAUAUCUGAAGUGAGGCCUGUAAAUGCUUGUGUCAAUCCCCAGCCAGUAACAACAGCUUUGUCUACAUUAACUUGAUUGUCUGGUGUCAUAAGGCAUGCAGGUCGAAUAAAUUUUGAUAAACUGACCUUAUUGACAAGUUUAAUUACAGCAAUAUCAUUUUUCUUACGAUUUGGAUCGUAAAUUUCAUGACUUAUAAAUGAUUCUAUUGCUAUGUCUAUUUCAUAUGAGCUUUGUUCCUUUACUUUCAAAUUUAGAACUCCAAGACGAACAAUUGAUGAUGCUUUACCAUCAAAUAUUCUACAAUGUGCAGCACUUAGAACAAAUUGAUCAGAAAUUAAAGAUCCACCACACACAAAAUGAGCAACUCUAUUCUUGUCUUUAUAUCCAACAGCUGCCAUGUGAGGAAAUUCACCAGCUUUUGCAUUCUCUCCAUUAAUUAUCAAACUUAUUGAAUUCUCGCAAUUUUCCAUUUUGACAUUUUGAAAUGCCGGCCUUAAACUAAGAGCACUGGAUGACACAUUCCUUAAUGACAUAUUUAGAUAUUCCUCGCACUUCAUUUCACUUACUCGAUGUGCUGUAUUUAAACUUGUUUGAGAACUGUCUUGAGAAUUUGGAUGUUGAUUUGAGUAUUGCAAAGAUUGUUGCUGGAGGUAAUUGUCAUUGGAUUGCUGUGGCUGUUGAUAGUUCACAUUUGAUGGUUGUUGAUUAGUCAAAUAUGAAGGUUGUGAAUAGAAUGAAUUAAGUCCCUGUUGCUGAGGAUAGUAUCUAUAUGCUGGUGCCGUGUAAAAGCUACUUGAUGGCUGUCUAAUGAAGGAAUUCGAUGCUUGUGGAUAAAAUGAGUUUGAUUGCUGCUGUGUAAAGUAAUUAUUUGGCUGAUAAUUUCGAUUAAAUGUGUGUUGAGCAUUUGGAUCCUGACGAAAUUCAAAAUUGUAGGGAUUAUUCCAAUUAUAUUGUGAGUAUCCAGACUCAAAAUCCACAAUUAGAGCGAAAAAAGUAAGUGCAAGGCUUUUCAUUUCAAUAACAAUAUAGAGCACAUAAGUGUCUUAUCAAGACUGUAAUAUUUUUGGAAAUAUAAGUUUGCACAAUAAUCGACUGACACG
Molecule: messenger RNA, 35983 nt
Organism: Chironomus riparius
Lineage: Eukaryota; Metazoa; Arthropoda; Insecta; Diptera; Chironomidae
Source: the annotation of a GenBank genome assembly